Messenger RNA from Cyprinodon tularosa, 2277 nucleotides. RefSeq names its product dehydrogenase/reductase (SDR family) member 13b.1 (gene dhrs13b.1). NCBI's taxonomy places the organism in Eukaryota, Metazoa, Chordata, Actinopteri, Cyprinodontiformes, Cyprinodontidae. The record is from RefSeq and is a predicted model, not a curated record. The coding region runs from base 41 to 997 and encodes 318 amino acids. The transcript has 5 exons.
AAAAGACCUCAGUCUGCUGAGAGGCUCAGAGGCAGGAACCAUGUCUGUUGUUCUCCUAGUCGUUGGUGUUGUCAUAGGAGUUGCUUAUAUUUACCAUCACAUUGUGGUGAAGGGAGAGAGAUGUACAAGCCAAGCAAAACUUCAUGGAAAAACUGUGAUUGUCACUGGCAGCAACACCGGCAUAGGGAAGACUACAGCCAUAGAUCUCGCUCGGAGAGGAGCUCGAGUGAUUCUGGCCUGCCGCUGUAAACAAAGAGGAGAGGCUGCUCUUGAGGAGAUCAAAAGGGAGAGUGGCAGUAACCAGGUGGUAUUCAUGCAGCUGGAUCUGGGGAGUCUGAAGUCUGUUCGGACUUUUGCAGAGACUUUUCUAAAGUCUGAACCUAGACUGGACAUGCUAAUCAAUAAUGCAGGUAUCUGUCUGCAGGGUCAAACUGACGACGGGUUUGGACUAAUGUUUGGAGUGAACCAUCUUGGUCACUUUCUUCUAACUAACCUGCUCCUGGACCGAAUGAAAGAGUGUGGUCCAAGUAGGAUUAUCAAUGUUUCAUCCAUGGCACACAACUUCGGAAACAUUGAUUUUGACUGCCUGAACACCCACAAAGCUCUGGGAUUUGGAACCUCCUCCAUCCAUGUCUUUAAAAUUUACUGCGACAGCAAACUGUGCAACGUUCUCUUCAACCAUGAACUGGCCAAGAGACUGCGGGGAACCAAGGUCACCUGCUACGCGCUUCAUCCAGGGGCCAUAAGUUCAGAGCUGGGUAGGAACACAAGUUUAUUUCUACAAGUCAUCCUUAAACCCAUCACCACGUUCUUCUUCAAGAACACUGUCCAGGGAUGCCAGACCACCCUCCACUGUGCCCUACAGGAAGGCAUUGAACCUCUCAGUGGACGAUACUUCUCUAACUGCACUGUUAGGAACCUCUUUGCUAAAGCCAGAGAUGACGCUGCUGCAAGAAAGCUUUGGGAGAUUAGCGAGAGAUUCUGUGACCUUCCCUAAAGCAAAAAGAAAAGCCUGCAUUUAAACUAUGACACGAACUAUUUUCGGUUAGCUCUUAAUAGCACCAGUUGUUCUUCAUAGUCUUGAUAAAUUAAGCUAAAUGAAAACCUAGGUUCAAAACUAAGCAAUGGAGAGUAGAAAGAGAGAAAUAUUACGAUCUAUCCCCAAAUGUAUGAGAAUUAAACUACUUGAAAGAACUCCUCUGAAGAGAUGAGGGGUCUUUCUCAGCUACUAGGAUGUAGGAAUUUUCACCACAGUGUUGAGACGUGAUUUAAAUGUGAACUGAAUAAACUUUCUUAUGUAACUUGGUUAGAUGUAAAGAUAUUUAAUGACUGUCUAACCGCUUUGUGUUCAUCACAUUUUAAAUGUAUUAUUUCUGUUAUAAUCAUUCCUAAUGAAUUAUCAUUGGACAAGGCUGUCUAAGUAAGUUUGAAAAAGAGAAGAAAAACAUUAAUGGAAAAUAACUUGGAAGGACAUUUCUCUUCAGUGGUUUCUGGUUUCACGGGUUUGGUGGGGUAACAGGAUGGGUGGGGUGGCAGCGACUCAACAGCCAGUUUUUAACGAGUGAUGUCAGAGAACAUGCUUCAGUAGACAUUUCAAGUUACAUCAUUAGGAAGAUUUAUGCUUUAUAAUGCAGCUGUAUAUAUGGGUGGCUGUGCUAUCAUUAUUUUCAGGUAAAUACUAAGAGAAUAUUUAAAUUAGCAUCUGAGGUUAUUUUUGCUUUGAUGUGUUUUAGUUUAACUUUAAAUUGAAACAUUAUGUAACAAAUGCUUUGGUGCUUAUAACUCCUAAAAUCACUCCUAAAAUCCUAAAUUUAAUCUUGAUAUUAAAAUAAAUGUAGGACACCAACACUAUGGAAAAUAAUGUUGAGUUAGAAAGUAAGUAGUUAAGAAACUCCCACUGGAAAAGUACUGCAAUGAUGCUGAUCCAAGUUAUUUAACCUUAGAUGAAGCUUCUCAUUUCUCAGUUAUUCAAAAAUUUUUAUUUGAUUUUCACAUGAGAAGAUAACAAGUGGGGUUUACAGUAGGAGAGACUGGUUUUAGUAUAAUAAUUUCUUUUUAUAAUUUUUAGAAUAAGUAGCCUACUUCUAGGAUUUAGUCUCAGCUUAACUAAGAGAUUUGUUUUCCCUCUUUACAAAAUGACUUUUAAAGUGGUUUUAUCUUUAAUGACUGAUCUGGUUUCAUUUAUUUGAUUGAGUUUCUGUAGCCUGUAUGAAAAUAUUGAGUGGUCAAAAAAGGAUCUUGCAGGAAGAGAACUGGCUCUACACAAAGACAUUUUAA